Rhopilema esculentum is the source of this 2985-nucleotide messenger RNA. The record is from RefSeq and is a predicted model, not a curated record. NCBI's taxonomy places the organism in Eukaryota, Metazoa, Cnidaria, Scyphozoa, Rhizostomeae, Rhizostomatidae.
UCAGCUGUUUCUUGUUGUUGAUGUUGAUUUUCGACUUGUCCUCACUGAUCUGUUCUUGUCCUUGGCUUCACAAAGAACAGUUACUCCAAUGUUUCUCUAUUCAAGAAGAAGCGAAGAAGGGUAAAUGCCUAAAUAAUGCAAACACCAGAAUUUGAGUAUGAAAGCUUUGUGAACUUUCAACCGAAGAUUGAUGAAAUUAAAAGAGAACCUGUUGGUGAAGAAAAUGAAAGAAAACCAGGAAAAGAAAAGUUUUCACACAUUACAGCUUAUAAUCGAGAAUUGCAAGGAACUGAUGAAAACCUCAGUGAAGAAAAUGAGGAAUCAUACAAAACUAUGGAGGAAGGGAGAGACUCCUCCAAAGACUGCAUAGAAUUGGAAUAUGAAAUUGAGCAAGAGGUUUAUACAUCAGAAAGCGACCAGGAAGACAUCCCUGCAAUUAGGCAAAAGAGGAGAAGCAAAUUAGCAAAUAAAUAUCUUAGAGAGAGUAAUUUGGGUGAAGAGUGCACUUGCGAUGUUUGUGGCAGAAAGUUGAAGAAUGCCCAAUCCCUGACAUCACACAUGCGUGUGCAUACUGGAGAAAGGCCGUUCAAGUGUGAUAUUUGUGGCUCAAGUUUUAAACAGGGCGGCACAUUGACAGCACAUCGGCGAUCACAUUUUGGACUCAAACUGUUCACGUGUAAAAGCUGCAAAAAGACCUUCAGCCGCUCAAGUGGCCUACGCAGGCACGAGAAGAUACACAGCGGCGAGAAACCGUACUCUUGUGAACUGUGCGGCAAGCAAUUUACAAGGUCUAGUCACGUGAGUUCGCAUAUGAGGGUGCAUUAUAACGAAGUCCACGAAGCAAGUAGCACAACGGUGGCGAUCCCAACUAAACGAUUUGCGUGUGAUGUUUGCGAUAAAACUUUCUUUGAUGGCAGCCAUCUUAGGAGUCAUCAAAGGGUGCACAACGGAGAAAGGCCCUAUAAAUGUAAUAUUUGUGAUAAGGCAUUUGCGCAGUCUAGCACUUUGAAAACUCACAAGCGAAUUCAUACCGGGGAAAAGCCGUACCAAUGUAAUGUCUGUGGUGAAAGGUUUUAUGCCAGUGGGAUUUUGACAAAACACAAACGCAAACACAACGAGGCAGACUGAUAUACCAGUUUCUUAGAAGUCUAGUGGGUUUUGUUAAGGGCCUAUCUUUACACGGGGAGGUUAGGCUCAUUUCUGUCAUUACCACGAGAUGGAUAAUUUAGGCUAUGAUGCUUUAUUUUGAGUGUAUUUCGCUAGAGGUACGUUAUUCUUUUCAACCCUUUAUUCAUUCAACUGAACUUAACUGAUAUUUUGAUCACAUUUCUUUGCAGACUAGCUCUGUGCGGUGAUAAAAAACGCCGUUGACCAUAAAACGUUUUGCUGAAAAUAGUAGCGAAAAGUGAACUCUUUGGCAAACUGUUUGUUUUUAAGCAAAAAGGGGAAAGGGUAUCUUAGUAAAUGGUGAAAGAAGGCAUUUUUCAAAUGAGCAAAUAGAGAUGUUUCCGAACGUUAUACCUUUUCAAACGCUUUGGAUCUCUUGCCUCGUUGCAAUCGAAAAUAUCAGCAUAUUCUAAGAUCAUGCGUUUAGCAAUGUAAAUCAUUGUUAACGUUGUGUAUUCAUGUUGAAUGUUAGCCUUCUGUGUUUUAUUGAAUGUAAACAAAUUCUAUGUAAUCUCAGAGGUCCAUGAGAUGAGAAAAGUCAACCCGGGUUGAGUUUGGAAGCAUAACACGUGUGAUAUGUGUGUGCUUUUCUUCCAAUGAAUAUCAGUGUAAAGCUGUUUUGAUUUUCAAUCCAAGACUUUCAAUCUUAUCUGAAGUCUUGCAACUAACACAAACGAGUUUCUAGCGGACAUGGCAAAUCUCAACCCGGGUGGACUUUCGUGAUGCGAUAAGCUCCUCAACCGAUUUAGGGCGAUAUGAUUUUAGGCACCAGUGAAAUAUAAUUUAUCUUGAUUUAAUCAAAUUUGGCAGUUAGACUGUACGAUAUUGCUACUUUGCUUGAAACCAAACUGGAGUACCGUAAAUUUUAUGUAAUCUUAUAAAUAUCUAAGUAGAAAUUAUUUCUUAAGGUAUGUUUAUCAACAGCAACCAUUUUUAAAAUGAUAUUAUAGAAUUUUCUGGUGUUAGCUCCUUGCAUCUCUGUAUUUAUUCCAAUCAAGCGUCGUUGUGACAAGUAUACUCAACCUUUUAAACCGGGUGAAACUGCAUUUACUAGUUGUCUAACUAAUCCAAAAAGGCCACGAAGAACGAUCUUGAGUAGUAAUAACGAUUAUGAGUAUAAAAGUAUUUAUAUCACGAGAAUGUUGGGAAAAGGAUGUGAAAGUGGUACUAAUCACCAGGGAAGAAUUUCGAACAUGAGAAUAGUGGGAGAAGGCAUGUAAAAGUAUCAUUGUAAGGCACGGUCCUCUAGGGAUGAAUUUCAUUUCGUUUUUAUUCUGAAAAGGGGGUGCUCUCUCCUCGAUUAGUUUAUCUAUUGAAAGGGCCCCUCCUUAACAAAUUCCCUGCAUGCAAGUCUACUAGUUUUUACUUAAAUCCUUGUUAUUGUUUGUAUUUGUAUUUAAUUACACUUAAUUAGCUUAUCUGAAAAUGUUUAUAUGUAGCGGAAUUUUAAAAUUAUGAACUGAACAUUUAAUUUUUGAAUAUUUAUGCAGGUUAAGGAUUUCAGUAGCUGUGCGAAAACAGGAAAGCCUAGAUUAAAAGGAGUUACAAUAGCUUAUAUGAUAUACUUGUAGAAUCGAGUAUAACAAAACUUAAUAUGAGAAUAAAAAAACCUUUCAUAUAGGCAGCUAGGACAAUGUUAAUUUAGAUCCCCCAUUCAGCUGAUUCCAUAAUUUUGCUUAGUGAUGACAAAAUGCUUUUUGGCCUAUGCACGUUCUUAGCCGAGGUAGCUGCCAGGUUCUUUUGGUAGAGCGACGAUUGCAAUUACUACCCUCUGAGCAUUCACGGAAAAGUUCUCCUGACUAUCGAGGUGCAAUUGAG